AAACAGAGAACAUCCCAUUCCCCAUCAAGCGCACCUAUAUAAGCUCCGUUCCCACUCCCGACCUUGCCUUCCGAACCCUACCCGCCGCUGCCGCUGCCGCUGCCCAUUUCUCUCUUCGCUUGGCACCGCCGCAGCUGCUCUCCGAGCCAACCAUGGCGGACGUCGAGGUCGACCCGGAGGUCGCCACCGGAGCGCAGCCUGCGAAGAAGAGGACGUUCCGCAAGUUCAGCUACCGCGGCGUGGACCUCGAUGCCCUCCUCGACAUGAACACCGACGACCUCGUCCAGAUGUUCCCCGCGCGCGCGCGCAGAAGGUUCAAGAGGGGUCUCAAGAGGAAGCCCAUGGCGCUCGUCAAGAAGCUGCGCAAGGCGAAAAAGGAUGCCCCUGCUGGUGAGAAGCCAGAGCCAGUAAGGACACAUCUCCGCAACAUGAUCAUUAUGCCUGAGAUGAUUGGCAGCAUCGUUGGUGUCUACAACGGCAAGACCUUUAACCAGGUUGAGAUCAAGCCUGAGAUGAUUGGCCAUUACCUUGCAGAGUUCUCCAUCAGCUACAAGCCAGUCAAGCACGGUAGGCCUGGUAUUGGUGCCACCCACUCCUCACGGUUCAUUCCUCUGAAAUGAGUUAUGCAGCCUUAUAGUCUGCUGCUGCAAGCCAUUUCUAAACUGUCGGUCGACUGGCAGGCGUCCUUACAGCUGCUUCCAUUGUUUUGGAUAACUUAUAUGUCUUAAGGCAGUAUGUCUUGUUUAGCUAAGCGCAUGGUGCAAAAUGUGUUGUUUGCUUAUGUUCUGUGUGAAUGUUGUUUACAUUCAGAAGUUAGCUUCUAUUAAAUGUGUCUGCGAUUUCCAAUGAUAAUAUAUGUCUAGUUAUGUUGGCAAUGUUUACAUACACUAUGCCAACCUGA
Molecule: messenger RNA, 901 nt
Organism: Brachypodium distachyon (stiff brome)
Lineage: Eukaryota; Viridiplantae; Streptophyta; Magnoliopsida; Poales; Poaceae
Product: 40S ribosomal protein S15
Exons: 4
Coding region: 153-620 (155 amino acids)
Biological process (GO): translation; ribosomal small subunit assembly
Cellular component (GO): cytosolic small ribosomal subunit; ribosome
Molecular function (GO): structural constituent of ribosome; RNA binding
Source: RefSeq, a predicted model, not a curated record